UUUCACUAUCUUAUAAUUUGUAAAGUUCAAAUGAUAAGAGUAUAUUAAGGUAUAGUGCAAGCCCAUCAACUUACAGUUCAACACACCACUGCAGACAUGAGAUUUGAAGCGGUUCUUAUGGUAGCUAUUGUAUCAGUCACAGCCCAGGCUAUGUCCCUGGAGCACAGUUGGCUGUCUACCGUUAACUCUGCACCCUCGGACAGCGGCCUUGGCAUCUUUGAUGGUACCAACACCACCAUCGAGAAACACCCCUACCUGGUUGCUAUUUGGUUGGAAGGGAAUUUUCGAUGCGCGGGAACAAUCAUCAACAACAACUGGGUAAUGUCGCUAGCCGCUUGUUUCUUUGGAUACAAACCUUCAGAUAUAACGGUGGUGGCGGUUAGUACUGACGGAAAGACAGGCUCGACUUUUGGAGUCAAGACUUUGUUCUUUCACCCGAAGUUUUCUGUAUCUGAAGACUACAACUACGUCUGUAUUCAGCUCAACAGCACUCUCAAGUGGUCUAAGAAGAUCAAACCUGUCAAGCUGCCCAAGAAGGCUCCCAAGGUCAACACCAACAUGGUGGUCGCUGGUUGGGGCAAAGAUGUGUGGGAUGCGUCUGAUGCCUCUGACUUGGUUCUGCGUCAGGGAAUGAUGAAGUGGGUUUCCGUGUCAGUCUGCAAAGCCAUCUACCAAAUUGAAUGGACAUCUAGAAUGGCCUGUGUAUAUAACAAGGGAAAGACAACCCUCUGUGUGGAUGAUUUUGGUGACCCAUUCGUGUACAAGGGUGUAUUCUACGGACAGUUUGCGGCAGGAACCAUGAACAACCCUUGCAGUGCCGAGUCGGACCCCCUUCUUCUUGCCAAUAUCGUCCCCGUUACUGGCUGGAUCAAGAAAGUUACCAGUAAAAAGGAACAGGAUUAUUAAGUUAUGGUAUCAUGGGAAAAAAUGGAAUGUUUUAGGUUUUGUAAAAACAAUAUAUGGCUUAACGAUGAAUAUAUAUUGAACACUUUAA
Molecule: messenger RNA, 994 nt
Organism: Homalodisca vitripennis (glassy-winged sharpshooter)
Lineage: Eukaryota; Metazoa; Arthropoda; Insecta; Hemiptera; Cicadellidae
Product: trypsin-7-like
Exons: 6
Coding region: 97-906 (269 amino acids)
Biological process (GO): proteolysis
Molecular function (GO): serine-type endopeptidase activity
Source: RefSeq, a predicted model, not a curated record